Molecule: messenger RNA, 597 nt
Organism: Carica papaya (papaya)
Lineage: Eukaryota; Viridiplantae; Streptophyta; Magnoliopsida; Brassicales; Caricaceae
Source: RefSeq, a predicted model, not a curated record
AACCAGUAGCUCUUCGCGAUGAAACUUCAAUGUCUACUACGGAUGUGCAAUCUUUAUGUACUCUUGGGAGCUUGUUGUGCACUGAAGUUGUACAAAUCCAGUUGCCUGUACUCUCUCUUCUCCCCCAACCAGAAACCGACGAAACAACGAAGAUGACGUCUCUCUUUAUUACUACUCCACAAUCACCGCUGGUUCAAGGGUUUUUCCGUCCAGCAACUGCACCUAAACUUCACUUCUCUGUAGCUUCUCGUCUCGCUCCCCAUGCCCCUCUUCUCCCCUUCAGUAUAAGGUGCAAGCACAUUGUAAAAUUGCAACCAAAGUACAGAUUGUUCAGAGUGUUGGCAUCAAACUCAAAUCCUUCUGGGGAAAAAUUGGAAGAGAAAUCAGAUAAUGAUGCUGGCCAAGGCCCUCCUUUCCUUACUAUUUUGGCUGGAGUACUUGUCUUCUUAUUAAUUUGCUGGAUAGGUGGAUCCAUUAUACUGUGGCUGCUUGGCCUUUUUGCUAAGUUGUUUCAAUAAGAAUUAGAGUUAUUGUUGCAUAUAUACUGAAGCAUUCAGAAGUUGUUUAUCAAAAUGUUUACCUGCAGUUUCACUCUCA